UGUGAGAGAGAGAGAGAGAGCGCGAGGUGUGUGUGUAGGCGCGAACGCGCGCGUAAUCCAGCGGUCCGCUCAGGGAGGAAGUCACUGUUUACUUUUUUUCUCCAAGAUUAACGUAAACCAGGUGGGCCCUCCUAUCUAACGGGACAGGCGCGCUCUGUGCCUAUAUGCUACCCUUCUCCGGUCGGGAAUGGCUGAAGUCGUGUUAUGAAUGCAGUGUUGGUUAAUUCGUCAGGAAAAGCUAUACGUUUUUCUUCUCUGCGCAGUUUUUGGAGUAGCCGAAAGUUUUUCUGACAGCGGACGAAGGAGGCGUAGGCUAUGAGACUUCACCACAGUCAUGCGGUUUCGCUACACGGAGUGUUUUUAAUCAACCGAGGGGCACACUACUCUGAAGGAGGGCAAAAGGAAACUUCUUCCAAACGCAGAUUUUCUCAAAACCACUAGUGCUUACUUGGUCAACUGGAGUUUCUCUCUUUGGGCUGGUUUUCAAAAGCUUUCUCGUAAAAGUUUUCGCUUCCCACUCUCGACUAAUAGAUCAGUGGACGGCAGACGAUGGUAGCAUUUUACCCCUUUUUGACCCUAUAGCUGCUGUCGUGGUGAAACGCUUAAUGUUACGCAAACCUCCGCAGAUUCCUGAAGCGCGCAUUUACUGUUCAUUUCUCGACACCGCAGGAGCGCAACAGUCUGGCGUCUGGGAUGCGGCUGCCAAAUAAACAUCGCCAAUGGUACGCCCUGUGUCUUCAGUCAAGACGCUCUUUCUAAAAGCGGGGAUGCUCUUGCGACGGACCUGGACCCUCCGUCGCAGGUAUUGCACGGCUCCCCUGUUGCUCAUUGGAAUAGCAGUCUGUCUUCUUUACCAAAUGCUAAUGGUCGAUCGGAGUAGGUAUAAAACCGACGGCCCAAGUCCACAAGAGAGAAAUAGGUCUGGGAUGACCUUCCUGGAACCAGAGAAGCUCGUAUCAGCACUUGAUGCAUUUCAAGAUGACAAAGUCAGUUCCAAACACCGGAUUGGAGUAGCCAUUCUCUUGACCGGUCAGCUGGUUCCCACGGCAACAGAAGUCCAGUUGUACCAGAGGGUUCUGCAGCAGCACAGCUACUGGGUUGACCAGGCCCGCUACGCCGAGACCAGCAGCACCGUACGCCAAGACAAGAGAGAUGGCAGUGGAUGGAAUCUGCUGGUGUGUUUGAAGGGGUCAGAGAGAGGUUGCCUGCGUAAAAUCAGUUUUUCCAGUCUCCAUGCAAACCAGAGGGUCAACAUUAUUCCAGCACUUGUGGAAGCCUUCUCAGAAGUGGGCAGAGUCUGCAGGUUUCAGACAGACAGGCGAUUGGCUGGGUUGAAUAUUCCCAUAAUUCCCUCUGCCUGUAGAGAGGAGGGACCCCACCAGCUGAACUCCCACAGUUUAACAGGACAUGACUGGCACCCAUCCAUCCACCCUCCACUCUCCUCAGCCAAUCAACACGCUGUUGCCAUGGUGAAUGUUUACGUCCUGGUUUCCUCCAUGUCCUCCCCAGUGGUGGUGGUGUGUGUGGUGGUGGGUGUGUGUGGUGCCAGCAGCACAUGCUGUGUGUCCGAGGCAGGCGAUCCGCAGGUGCAGCUGCAGCUUUUCUUCCUGGAGCGUCUGGGUGCGGCUGACUCGCGGCAAGCUCUGGCUCAGAUGCGCCGAGUGGUCAGUGAUGUCCUGCUGGCAGCGACCCUGACCAAUGAGCAGGCCAGCUCUCGGCACAGUUGCAAGCUGUGUUUCCAGUGGCUGACUUUCACACUGAGUUUCAACGCCUCUCUCUCUGCUGUGGUAGUGAAGGUCCAGACCGACUUACACUUUCAGGGGCUGAGGGACCCAGGUUUUGAUGGACAGAUCAGGAAGGAGUUGAUCCUGGAGGACGGGUUGCACUUCCUGUUCGAGACCCAUCGCAUGCAGGAGAAUGUGUUGCGAUCGGUGGAGCCAGCACAGGCAGACCUGAGACAGCAGUAUGGUGGCUGUGAGUGGACAAACAGUCUUUGUUUACCCCCGGAUGAUCUUCUGCUGCUGAUCCAGUUUCAACGCCAGCUCAAGAGGCCGGGGCCAUUUGAAGUGCUACAUCCUCAGGCCUCCUCUAAAUCUUCACCCCUCCACUGGCUCCAUCUCCGCAGACUGAAACUCCCAGAGAAUUCUGGGAAGGAAUCAGAGUUAUCUUCGUUGUUUCAACAACUUCUGGAGUAUCACCAGAAAGCCAAGAUGCAGAGCACGGACAGUCCGAAGAGUUCUGCUGGACUGGGAUCUGGACAAGACUCCCAAGACCCAUCAGGAGGUGAAGGUAGGUGUGUGGACCCCCACCUCCGGCAGCUCUACACAGACCCCCCCCUGGUUCUGAGCCCGCAGUUCGACCCUUGGCUUAAGGAGUACCGGGCAGAGGUGCCGUUCGACACCGUGAUGGUCCGGCUCCGUCCGGAACCCGUCAGCCAAUUCUGCCACGUGCACAUGGAUGAGCAGCGUGGGCCCAGAAUUGUAAACUACCCCGUGGGCCUGGGCAACAGCAAAAUCAACAUUCUGGUUAUGGAUGAAUCCGAGGCUGAACCCGUCGUCAUGACGAUAUACACUCUCCACAUAUUCCGAGAGAACAGGCCGAGCCUGCCUAUGUUUGCCGACUAUGUGAUGUGCGGCUUUGUACAGGACUGCGGCCUGAUCGUCCGGCCGGACCAACCCUGCGGUCUGGAGCCCCUGCGUGGGGUGAGGUCUUCAGGCGAGUCCCAGGCUCCAGAUCGGCCUCCAUGCUCCUCAGGAGACAUGCCUGGUCGUUGGGUGGUCCCCUGUUUGAGCUGUUCUGAUAACAGGACGUGUGAUUGGCGGGAGGUUGCCUGGCGACCAGACAGCUGUUACCACCCAGUGCUGGACCAGCCACAGCUGCAGCAAUGCAUGAUGGACCGCAAGAUGCUGUUCAUGGGUGACUCGACCAACCGCGGGAUGAUGUACUACCUGAUGGAGCGGGUGAACGAGACGCUGCAGGACUGGGACAAGACGCACGACACGGUGCUCUACCACAACCUCAACCGUGGACACACACCCUUCAGCUACAGCUACUACCCUCAGUUCUGGCUGGAGCAGAGCCACAGGCCCACCUUCCAAAGGGCACUGGAGCAGCUCAUCCAGAGAUCUCGCCCUCUGGUAAACUCCCAACAGACCGUCCUGGUUGUUGGGGGCGUCCAGUGGCUCAACACCAACCAUAUCAGGACCAUCCAGCAAGUUCUAAAGAGAGAGAAUCUGCAGGACAUCAUGGUGGUGGUGAAAUCUCUGGGCAUGGGUUUCCAUCUUGCUGUCGACGGCAUUCGCUCGCUCUCUCUGGCUCGCGUACAACAACUGGACCAUGUGAACCGGGACGUUCUCACCGAAGCAAAGCAUGCUGGGUACGAGGUGGUGGACACGUUAAGCAUCACCAUGGGACGGUACAAGGAGUACCUGCAGGGGAGGUGUGCCUGCCACUUUCACGAGGUGGCAAAGCCCUCAUAUUCAGCCCCUCAGCACAGCCUUCUGCAGAUGCUACGGCAGGAUGGAGACUCUGGAAGCAAAUCUGGAACCGGAACCGGAGCAGGUGAUCAGGUGGACCUGCAGGACUCUCAGUGGCCCUCGUCCAACACCACGUACCACGUCAGGGGCCCGGUGAACCAGGUCUACUCCGAGAUCCUACUCAGUAGACUGUGUGCUCGGGACAGGGGAAACAAAACCACGCCACACAGAUGAAGGACAGGGGCUGUGUGUGUGUGUGUGUGUGCGUGUGUGUGUGUGUUACUACUGGCUUAAAAUAGUAACAAAAACACAGGGAGAGACUCCAACCAUGUUGAAAUGCCUAGGUGUUUAUUUCAUACCAUACAUGUUUGCAAAACAGAGUAUCAAACAAAAGGAAUACCAAGCACACGCCUCCCCUGCAUCAUGCCUGGGCACGGGCCCUCUACAUGCCAUACAGUAUGUUUGACACAUCAAGUGCAGGGUCUUGAACAGAUAAGACUGAAACAAUGUGUGUGUGUGUUUGCAUUUGUGUCUGUCUGUCUCAUUAUGUUUGUUGUUUGUCUGUUUGAUCAUUUAGCAUUUUGUUUGUUGU
Molecule: messenger RNA, 4068 nt
Organism: Alosa alosa (allis shad)
Lineage: Eukaryota; Metazoa; Chordata; Actinopteri; Clupeiformes; Clupeidae
Gene: cped1
Product: cadherin-like and PC-esterase domain containing 1
Exons: 22
Coding region: 720-3710 (996 amino acids)
Source: RefSeq, a predicted model, not a curated record